Hippocampus zosterae (dwarf seahorse) is the source of this 6144-nucleotide messenger RNA. RefSeq names its product integrin, alpha 5 (fibronectin receptor, alpha polypeptide) (gene itga5). The record is from RefSeq and is a predicted model, not a curated record. Gene Ontology annotation, molecular function: integrin binding. The coding region runs from base 258 to 3434 and encodes 1058 amino acids. NCBI's taxonomy places the organism in Eukaryota, Metazoa, Chordata, Actinopteri, Syngnathiformes, Syngnathidae. The transcript is spliced from 30 exons. Gene Ontology annotation, biological process: cell-matrix adhesion; cell-cell adhesion; cell adhesion mediated by integrin. Gene Ontology annotation, cellular component: external side of plasma membrane; integrin complex.
UUUAUUAGAGGAAGCCAAGGAGGCGCGGGUCUUGGAGCUCAGUCACGAAGAGGCGUGAGUUUGAGUUUGGAGCGCCCACAAGAGCUGACGCUGCGUUCGAGACUCGAGUGCGAGUGCUCACUGCUUUGCUUCGAUCCAAGUCGUGGGGAUGCAGUUGUAGUCCCCCCCCCUUUUUUUUCUUUGAAUCCACAAAUUCCUUAAGGAGCCCAAAACGUAACACAUAUUUGCCACUUUCCCCCUCCUCGCUUUCCGUCAAAAUGUGCUUGGGGCGAGUUCGCUCAAAGAUACCGGGGAGAGACGCUCUCGCGGUCCGCUCGCUGCUGUGCCUCGCCGGGGUGCUGCUCGCUCCUCUUACUGGAUGUGGAGCCUUCAACCUGGACGUGGACAACCCGACGGUUUACAGCGGGGACAACGGUAGUUACUUUGGAUACGCGGUCGACUUUUAUUUGGCUGAUUCUGCCAGCGCCAGCGUGGUGGUGGGUGCUCCCAAGGCUCACACGAAGCAAUUCGACAUUGUUGAGGGAGGCUCCGUCUCCUACUGUCCGUGGAGCCUCGGCCAAUCCGAUUGUCACACCAUCGAAUUUGACACACGAGGGGAUCGUUUCGUCCGUAUCAACAACACCUCACAUCAGCUCGAGUUCAAGUCGCACCAAUGGUUCGGCGCCACCGUGCGUUCCCACGGUGACACCAUUUUGGCCUGCGCACCUCUCUACUCGUGGAGGACAGAAAAGGACAUCCCGCGGUCUGACGCCACUGGGACUUGCUAUCUCUCCGUUGAGAAUUUCACCAAAUUUGUGGAGUAUGCACCUUGUCGAACAGAAAUCAGCGAUGAGGGUGGACAAGGCUACUGCCAAGGCGGAUUUAGUGCCGACUUCACCACGGAUGGUCGAGUUGUCUUGGGUGGGCCGGGCAGCUACUUUUGGCAGGGUCAGGUGAUCUCAGCAGAUAAAGAGGACAUCAUUAAGGAAUAUUACCCGGGUUACUUCAUGCAGUCUGUGGGUGGUCAGAUCCAGACAAAGCAGGUUGAGGCUAAACAUGAUGACAGCUAUCAAGGUUACUCUGUGACUGUGGGGGAGUUCAGUGGAGAUCAAGUUGAAGAUUUUGUGGCCGGUGUUCCAAAAGGAGUUAUGCUUUAUGGUUUGGUGUCCAUUUUGAAUGGAACUGACUUGAAGACAAUGAUUAAUUACACGGGCGAGCAGAUGGGAUCAUAUUUUGGCUAUGCAGUGGCCGCCACUGAUGUCAACAGCGAUGGAAUGGUCGACCUACUGGUGGGCGCACCCAUGUUCAUGACGCGAGGCUCCGACGGCCGGCUUGAGGAAAUGGGCCGAAUCUACGUCUACCUGCAGCGUGCCCCGUUGAGCCUGGAGCUCAGCCUACUUCACCUGACAGGCUCUCAGGUGUUUGGCAGAUUUGGCAGCACCAUCGCACCAUUGGGAGAUUUGAACCAGGAUGGAUUCAACGACGUGGCUGUGAGCUGUCCGUUUGGUGGGGAGGAGCAGCAGGGUUUGGUCUACAUCUUCAACGGCUUUCACCAAGGCCUCCGAGAGAAGCCAUCGCAGGUGAUUGCAGGCCAGUGGGCCGCAGGUUCAAUCCCCGCCAGUUUUGGCUUCGCACUCAGAGGAGGCAAGGACCUCGAUUGGAAUGGUUACCCAGAUCUUAUUGUUGGUGCCUUUGGAGUUGAUAAGGCAGUUCUCUACAGAUCGCGUCCCAUCGUCAACACCACCGCCUCAUUGACGAUUUACCCCACCAUGAUCAACCCCGAAGAGAAGAACUGCAUGACCACGAACGGGAACACAAGCAUUUCCGUUUCCUGUGUCAAUUUGAGUUUCUGCAUAUCCACUGAUGGGAAGCACCUACCAGAUGUUCUUGACUUCCAGGUGGAGGUGCAGCUCGACAGUCAGAAAUUCAAGCAGAAAGGAGCAGUGAAAAGAGCUCUUUUCCUGGACACCCAGCAGCCUUUGCUGCAGAAGAACUUAAGGGUGCGCCAUGGCGAGCGUGUUUGCAAGCACACCAAGAUCUACCUUAGAGAUGAGAAGGACUUCCGGGAUAAACUCUCCUCCAUCUUGGUGGCAUUGAACUUCAGCCUGGAUACCAAAGCUCCCGUAGACCAGCAGGGUCUGCGACCUAUUCUCAACUAUCAAUCCCCCAACAUGAUAGAGCAGAAGGCUCAGAUUCUGCUGGAUUGCGGAGAAGACAACAUCUGUGUCCCCGAUUUGAAGCUGGCAGUCCACGGGGACAGGAAGGAAGUGUACCUUGGCGAUGACAACGCCCUGACCUUGACUUUCAACGCCAGGAAUGAGGGUGAGGGUGGCGCCUACGAGGCAGAGCUCUAUGUGGUGCUGCCACCCGAGGCCGACUACAGCGGCAUCGCUCGUAAUAACGAGAGCCUGACCCAGCUGACCUGCAGCUACGACACCGAGAACCAGACCCGAUACCUCAGCUGCGAUUUGGGAAACCCCAUGAAGUCUGGCACCAGCCUUUGGGCUGGUCUUCGUUUCACGGUGCCUCGACUGAAAGACACGCACAAAACGGUCCAAUUUGAACUGCAGAUUCGCAGUAAGAACGAGAACAACUCCCACAGCGAGGUGGUGCCUUACAAGGUAGAGGUGGUUGUCCACGCUGAGAUCAUCCUUCAAGGGGUGUCUCGUCCAGAUAAGGUUUUCUUCCCACCGGCCAACUGGAAGGUGACCAAGAACUACGAAAUGGAACAGGAAGUGGGACCAGCGGUGGAACACAUCUAUGAGCUGGUGAACAAUGGGCCCAGUCGGAUCAGCCACACCCUGCUGGAGCUGCGCUGCCCCCUCGCCGCCCAGCGCCACAAUCUGCUUUACCCGCUGGAGUUCUCCACCGAGGGCCCCGUCAACUGCACCUCUGACAGCAACAUGAAUCGCCUCCAGCUCAGACUCAAAGACACGGCAACAGAACCGCCUCAUCUAGCUCUGAAGUCCCAUGAACACCGCGUGGAAAGGCGGGAUGCGCACAGGAACUCGCUCGCGCACUUGACAAACCUGUCCUGCUCCAGUGUGGACUGCUGGGCCCUACAGUGCCAAGUGGGUCUCCUGGAGAAAGGGACCACGGCCAUCCUCAAAGUGCGCUCCCGCGUCUGGGCCGAGACCUUCAUGGAGAGAGCAUAUAAGCAAUUUGUGCUUGAGUGUCUGGCCAGAUACAGUGUGAAGACCAUGCCCUACGCCAUUCUGCCCAAACAUGUGCCCAGUGGACACAAAAAGGUGGUGACGCCGGUGGUGUGGAACAAGCCUGACAUUGAGAACUCAGUCCCCCUCUGGAUCAUCAUCUUGGCCAUUCUGGCGGGUUUGCUGCUUCUGGCCUUGCUCAUUUUCGUUCUGUACAAGUUCGGCUUCUUCAAGAGAACCCUCCCGUACGGCACCGCCAUGGAGAAAGCCCAACUCAAACCGCAGGCUGCCUCGGAGGCCUGAGCGGCCCACGCGAGGCUCCCGCUAGCAGGGCCGCAGAACCACAGAACCAGGCCACAUGGUUGCAAGGGAGACACGCGAAGGAGGAGGACAAAGGAGCAAAGAAACGAGACCACUGGAGCUACAAGACUGGCCAGAGGACAAUUCCAGACGUACUCUCAAACCAAAUGAAUGUUUUGUUUCAUUUUGUAUUUAUGUUUGUUGGCAGGUUGGUUGGCAGGAUAGAUCAUUGAGAUCGACUCUUAGAUGUAGCUGACCUGUCCUUGAUGCUCCCAGGAUUGUCCCAAAUGCAUGCUGGAUAAUGUCUCCAGCACCCGGGACAGGUUAAGCGGGUAUAGACAACCGCCAGGGCGGACGUUUCGAGUCCGUCCGUGGCGACGAUCUCUCUGCCUCAGGUCGGAGGACGGUGCUGCAUUGAGUUGUUUUUGCACUCCAAAGAAAAUCUACUGAUUCACUUCCAAAGAUGCCAAAGACUGACUUGCGCUCCAUACGAGUUCUCGAGUUGCCUGCUACUGAUCGCUUUGCUCGAACACCGGAAUCCUCUGAAUAGCUCGAGAUGAGACUGGAACUGGACGACCUUGAAGCCUUGCUUUAAAAGUUCCACCAGAGAACGUUUUUGUACGCUGAAAAGUCACGAUGCCUCGAACCAGAGCCCUGUACCUGACAAUCAGCAGCAUUGUAGCCUAGACCGGGGGUUCAUGUCAGGAACGGGCGUCACUAUUUCUGCAAGUGUGAAGGAGCCUGUUUUCAGCUUGGCGUUACUGUGACAUAUUCUAUUUAUGACCCUUUUGACUAAAAAAGAAAGAAAAAAAAUCAGCCCACUACCAAAAGACUGCAUGACUGAACUUGAUCAAAACAAUCGUUGAGAUUUUUUUUAUUUUUUUGUAUUUAAUUUUAAUCUUGCUCCUUGGACUUUGACAUGCAAAUACUUUCUGACUUUUGAGUGUGAUAUUGGACAUGCAUUUGUGUGAAUGGUAUAUUUAUGAAUGUUAGUUUUAUUGGAUGAACUCCUCCAGCGUUCCCACCGAUAAGUCCUGGUUAGCCAUUUAUUGUUGAUGUUGACUUUCCACCCUGACGGCAAACAUGUCGGCGCCAUCCACAUUUUACUAUCAAAGCCUUGAUACAAAAAAUAAAUAAAUUAGGGUCCAAAUAUAGAUAUUGUCAAACGGUUGCAGAUAUAUCACGAUGUUGUCAAAAUGUUCCAAAUAAUCAUUCGGUCAAUGUGGAGUCAACAUGACACUAUUGUCACUGAUGUCAAAAUAUCACAAUACAAUCGCCAUUCAUAUCAAAUUGCAAUUGAUGUACAGGCAUCAUGAUAUUCUUGUUACUGAGGGAGAAGUAUUGCGAUACUAUUGUCAUUCCGAUUCUAAUGUCAUCAAAUGUUUGGCCUCUUCAAAACAAUCUAUAUACUUACUAAGCUGUGACUCCAUGGGGUCUAACCUAAACGUGUUGCUAUCUUUCUGUGGGUGACUCCACCGUCCUAAGUAGUUUCAAUUGGUUAAGUGUGCAAGGGUGCGGCUAGAUAGGAAGAUGCAGAAUCAGGAGAAAGAUCACAGCAACACAACCAAGCUCAAGCCACCAAUCUACUUAUGUGCCAAAGUGUGAAAGUAUUAAUAUUGUCAUUGAGUUGAAGCAUUGUGACACGAUUGGCACGAUGGUCCAAUUAUAUCAUUGGCUUUUUUUUGUAGGAAUAUUGUCAUGCAUCCAUCCGUGAUCUGAACCGCUUUAUCUUCACGAGGGUCGCGGGUGUGCCGGGCUACCCAAAAUCUGUGUCAAAAAACAGCGGUGUAACCCACUGAGCCACAUCGACCGUAUUGUCACUAUGAUCCAAUUAUAUGAUCAGUCAUUGAGUUAGAAAAAUCGCAAUGCUGUCGUCAAUUAUGUAAGUUUUUCGACGCUAUUGUUAGUGAUGUAAAGGUAUCGCAAUACUCUUGUCAUCAGUGGAGAAGUAUUGUGAUAUCAUACUGUCAUCACAAAGGGGCCAACCAGGCACUGGCAAUAUUUAUAUUCACACCUUUUUUUUCCAAGUCAUUGUUUUUAUGAGUUAUAAUUAUGACAAGCCAGAGCUUUGAGAUGCGAUCUAAAGUACCGGUAAGUUUUGUUUGUGAUAAGCACAUGCCAUUGUUCAGGUUCGUCUUUUGUUUUGAGUCCACGCUUUUUUUGAAUGGAUUUGUCACCACUUUGUUGCACGGAUGCCGAACACCAAUCUCGGAGAGCUGACGUGGUGAUGACUACGCCGUGUGGUUGCAUCUGUUCAAACAUGAUUGUUUCACUAAACAAGUGAUUCACGUUUGUUUGCCUCAUUCGACAUCCGCCCCUCGUGUAUAGAAUAGCGAUUUCAAAUGGAGUACAAAACUCUUCCGAAUAUCAAGCCAUUAUUUAUAAGAACAGGGCAUCACCUCCAGAGUCCCCCUGUGGUUACAUCAUGUGAAGGCACUGCACCCCUCACCCCCUUUAUUUUAUUUUCAAUUGUUGGCACGUCCCAGCCUUCUUUCUUUCUCUUCAAAAAAAAAAAAAGUUGUACAUAUUUAUAACUGGUAGAGUAAUUCCGAAUCCAAAUGGUAACUGAUGAAUUUUCUCACCCCAUAUUGGGGAUUUGUGUUUGAUUGUUAGAGGGGGAGGAGGGUGUCUCAGAGGUCAAUUUGUUCCAAAUUCUUGCAUUUCUAACUUGUAUGAUUUGUAUUUUAAAUAAACUUGUUUCCCUUUUUAACAA